Amorphotheca resinae ATCC 22711 is the source of this 940-nucleotide messenger RNA. RefSeq lists its product as hypothetical. The record is from RefSeq and is a predicted model, not a curated record. Gene Ontology annotation, cellular component: mitochondrion; mitochondrial intermembrane space. Gene Ontology annotation, biological process: succinate metabolic process; mitochondrial respiratory chain complex II assembly. The transcript is spliced from 3 exons. Lineage: Eukaryota; Fungi; Ascomycota; Leotiomycetes; Helotiales; Amorphothecaceae. Bases 251 to 625 code for a protein of 124 amino acids.
GAGAGAAAGAAAAAAGGGCUGAUUGUUGAAGGUUGCGGGGUUAUUAUCUUCGAACACGUCCAGCCAGCCGCAAGGCUGAAGGUUUUGAAACUUCGGGUAUGGAUUUCUUGGGCGGCCUGGAAAGUUUUGCCGAUCUGCCAGUGACGACUUUGUUUCCGAGUCGCUUCCAUCCCUGAGCUCUCCUCUCCCCCAGAUUUUGGCUCUCUCAAUACCACCACGGAUUGGCAAGAUGAGGUUAAGCCCGCGCUUGAUGAUGGCGUCGCCGACGGCGGCUGGGACCACGAAGGGCUUCAAGCCGGCGCCUAUGGCUCUCUUGCCGCCAAUUCCACUAUACCGAAGACUCCUGCGCGCACAUCGGAAGCACCUGCCCAAGGAGAUGCGGCUCCUGGGUGAUGAGUAUGUCAAGAGCGAGUUCCGAGCUCACCGGAACGUGGAGAAUCCCGUGCACAUCAUUGGAUUCCUGACCGAGUGGCAGAUGUACGCGCAGAAGCUGGAAGGCGAUUCCUGGAUCGGGGAGAAGAUGGACCCGGCCAAGAUCGAGAAAAUGAGUGAUCAGCAGCUCGGUCAGAUGUAUGAGCUCAUGCAGGCGAUACGGAACAGGGAACUUGGAGACGACGAGCAAUAGCAAGAAACGACAUUGUGUGAAUAUGUACAGAUAUGGAAAACAUGAAAGUUGCUAAGAGAUAUGGUUUAGAAUCUCUCCUUGAAGCCGGUGGGUCAUAGAGGUGCGGUGCAUAGGGGCGUCAGUGAUUCACCUGUGGCUGUCAUGUGGGGAACUUUGUCUGGGAAUCACUGGGAGCAAGAUGCUCCUGGAUCAUGUAUUAUUAACAUCCAUCCACAGAGGUAUAAAUCCAAGUGGAAUCGUUCAUACAGGGUGAGACGCCUAGCACCGUCCACAAAGAGCACGCCCUCCUCAUCAAACAUCCUAGUCACUCAACAC